AUGAUGUUAUCUUCCGCGUCAGCUGUGAGUGAACUCAAAACUGCGCAAAAGCUUUCUAAACUUGGUGCUGGCACUGAUAGUACUCCGGAAAAACGACUUAGUCCACCACCUAGUAACGUCGUUGAACCCCUUAUUAAGAAGAAUAAUGGUUCAGCUGCUGUUACUAGUACUAUCAAAAUGACUGCGUCUUUUAUUGGAAUGCAAUCACCAUCACUCGGCAAUACAGUCGACGGUGAUCUCAAGCAUAAUCAGCAGCCUUCUUCACCUGAUACCGAUAAAAAAUCAGUGAGUUUUCCAGCAAAUAUUGUUACUAAAGAUUCUGCAGAUGAGAAUAAUCGUCAAGUUACAGACAACAAUAUUACGAAUGGAUCGCCGAAUUCUCCGACAACCAGUAAUAAUUCUCAAGAUACGCAUAGAUCCAUAACACGAAGUUACACUGAGCCUCCGAAAAAAAGGCCAAGUAGUUUAUCUGCAAUACCAAUGCAAGAGCCAGCAAUACAGCUUUCUCCUCAACGUUCUGCUACUACUGCUGGUAAAGGCAAAAAAGUCUUAUCCUCGGGUAUCGCGUCUGAUAUUGAUGAUCAAGCUGAAGAUAUUAAAAGACGUAAAAUGCGACGACGUAAUACUUAUAGCGCAGAUUUGACGCAUUCUCGUGAAUUAGAUGAUGCGGCACAAAAGUCUCCUGAAGCUUUAAGGAAGAGACGUUUGACAAAAAAGAGACAAAAGGAUAAUAAGGAUAAUGAAGAUGAAGAACCUGUUAUAGGCACUCGAAUAGGGGAAGAUCAUGUGAAUUAUGUGCUUAUGUAUAAUAUGUUAACGGGAAUUCGAGUUGGUGUGUCUCGAUGUAGCGCAAAAUUUCCUCGAGAACUGACCGAUGCAGAUUUUAAAGCUGCUCAUAAGUUAGCCUUUGAUAUUACCGGUAAUGAGCUUACCCCCUCCGCCAAAUAUGAUUUUAAAUUCAAGGAUUACGCACCUUGGGUUUUUCGUCAUUUACGUGAUCAAUUUUACAUCGAUCCCGCUGAUUACUUGGUUUCCUUAACUAGUAAAUACAUUUUGUCUGAGUUAAACUCACCUGGCAAAAGUGGAAGCUUCUUCUACUUUUCCAGGGAUUAUCGUUUCAUUAUCAAAACUAUACAUCAUACAGAACACAAAUUCUUGCGUAAAAUUCUGAAAGAAUAUUAUAUGCAUAUUAAAGAAAACCCUAAUACGCUCUUGUCCCGAUUUUAUGGGCUGCACAGAGUGAAGUUGCCUCGUGGCAGCAAAAUUCACUUUGUGGUUAUGAAUAAUCUCUUCCCUCCGCAUAGAGAUAUCCACGAGAUUUAUGAUUUGAAGGGUUCUACAGUUGGUCGUGAAUACACCAAAGCAGAUGAGCAGUCGAAAGGUGCUGUUCUCAAAGAUCUUAACUGGACUAAGAGAAAUCGUCGUUUGGAAUUAGGUCCCAUAAAAAGAAAGCUGUUUGUUGAGCAACUUGAAAAAGAUGUCGAGCUGCUUAAACGAAUGAAUAUUAUGGAUUAUAGUCUUCUAGUUGGUUUGCAUGAUAUGUCACGUGGUAAUAAAGAUAAUAUUCGAGAGGGUAUCUUGACCGUCUUCGAGCCCGACACCAAAAAAUUGGAGCGUGCUCCUUCCCACCAUAAAAGGGAAAGCAAAGUUUCGGCUUUACGGAAAGCAGUUGUGUCAACUGACCCGCUUAAUUUAUCAUCUACAAAACUAAUACUUGACGCUUUUACCGACCGGCAGCGGCAGCGUCAUUGUGUAUUUUAUACAGAUGAUGGUGGAUUCGCUGCAACCGACGAGUCUAAUUAUAGGACAAAUUACAUAUACUACUUGGGUGUAAUUGACAUUUUGACGCCCUAUAAUACUGCCAAGAAGGUUGAACAUGCCUGGAAAUCGUUAAGCCAUGAUAAGCAUAACAUAUCAGCUGUUAAUCCCAUAUUCUACGGUGAACGUUUUUUGGACUUUAUGGUGAAAACCAUUAAACAUAAUGAUGACCUUCCAAAAGAAGAGAUGUCAGAAUCAAAUGCUGCGUCUCAAUAG
Ambispora gerdemannii is the source of this 2034-nucleotide messenger RNA. The record is from the annotation of a GenBank genome assembly. NCBI's taxonomy places the organism in Eukaryota, Fungi, Glomeromycota, Glomeromycetes, Archaeosporales, Ambisporaceae.